Molecule: messenger RNA, 1156 nt
Organism: Menidia menidia (Atlantic silverside)
Lineage: Eukaryota; Metazoa; Chordata; Actinopteri; Atheriniformes; Atherinopsidae
Source: the annotation of a GenBank genome assembly
UAAGAGACAGUCACACCUGAAUUGCAGUUAGAGUUUAGACUCCAUCUUACCUUUCACGCUGUAAUCGAGGAGAGACAACUUUAACACAUUUCCUGUUUUUAACUUUCACAACACAGUAACUUGUCCUUGUCUCACAAUGUGUGGUUGCUGCAGCAUCAAAUGUGUGUUUGUUUUCUUCAAUACAAUCUUCUUGGCAUCAGGGGUUGCACUCCUCACAAUUGGAGCGCUGCAAUUCUCAACUUAUUCACAGAUAGGGACAUUUGCAGGAGAUGGCUUUUCUAAAAUUGCUAUUGUCCUCAUUGUGGUGGGUGUCACCAUUGUCCUUGUAUCCAUCCUGGGCCAUGUCGGAGCGUUCAUCAGCCAUUCCUCCAUGGUGUCUUGUUUCAUCGGCAUUCUGAUAGUAAUCAUUGUUUUGGAGAUAUUCACAGGAGCAGCCUUUUACAUACUUCGCAGCAGGACUGUCCUAAUACAGAUGAAUCAGAUGAAUAGUGCUAUGAACACCAAAGCACAACGGGCGAUCAAUGAAUACAGCCAGGAAAAGAGACAGGCCAUCGAUGGGAUUCAGGAUAAGUUCAAAUGCUGUGGUGCAAGCAGUUAUGCCGACUGGUCCCAAAGUGAAGGCUGGGGAAAGUAUGAUGCUGUUCCAGACUCCUGUUGCGUAGAGAAGACUGAAGGCUGUGGAAAGGACAAGGAUAAGGUGUACAAAAAGGGAUGCACCAUAGCUAUCAAGCUGUUUCUGCUGAAGAAUUUGGUUUGGGUUGGUGCUGUCUGCAUUGCUCUCGGAAUUGGAGAGGUCUUUGGGGCAAUAUUGGGUUUUUGCCUGUGUCUGGACAUAAAACGAAAGAAUUAUGAGGACAUCAGUUGAUUCAUCAUGUCAGUCUUCAUACACUAAAACAGUACAAUAUUCAAUAUAUAAACAAUUAACAAUGAAUAUAAAGAAUUUCAUAUGGAUUUGGCAGACAGUGAUUCAUUGGUCCUAGAACACCAGAUUAUUACAUUAAGUAUCAAUGUUAUUACUUAUAUGCCUAAAAGCCUUAUUACAAAUUUUAUGAUUGGCAUAUCCAAAGAAGAGCUAUUUGAUCAGUUAUGAUAUAUGACAGAAGAAACAUGUUGUAAUUUCACAUCUCAUGUAUACUUUUUGUGGAUAUACAAUAAA